AUGGAGAUAACUACAACCUACAAGAAACUCGGGAAACUGUGUCCCGGUGACAAAUACCCAACGCAGCAACGAAUCCUCGACAAUGUCCGCAUUCCCGGAACCUGUCAGUGGUUUCUGAACCAUGAGACGACACAAGCUUGGUUAGAUGGCGACCAACAUCACAUUCUCUGGUUACACGGACCUAGUACAAGUGGAAAAACAUUUCUCAGUUCAAGCCUAGUAAACCACAUUCAUCACGACCAACACGAAAGUAUCGCAUGUGGUGUUUUUUACUUUGGGUGCAGCGAUCUGCAGUAUAACCUCGCCGAUUACGAUCUUGCAUUCCGAUCCAUCACCAGACAGCUUGUAUCCCAAACUCCAGACUCGCUCGGCCUGUGGCAGAGUAUUGUCGACAAUGAGGAAAUGGAGACGCCGUGUUUGAACGUUUCUUCCAAGAUCAUCGAGAAAAUUACAUCUACUUUUGAUAAGAUAGUCGUCAUUCUAGACGGUGUAGAUGCGACGAACGAGUCUGGCCUGAACGACCUUUUUCAUCUUCUGUUUGAUGAAAAGGUAAUUCCCUCACUAAAGAUCUUGAUUACAAGUAGACUCCCCUUUCCGAAUGCAAUCGACAGGACCGACCUCGGAAUAUCACAAAUUGAAGCUCGCGCUCCCGAGUCGGAUAUUGCACUUUACUUUGCCAGGUACAUCGACGAAUCUCCUGUCAACGCCGAGGUUCCCGACCCUGCGCGCGUCAGGCUCUUUCCUUAUAAGAAGUUCUUCGAUCUAUCCAACGGCUUAUAUUUGCCGCUGUUGCCGCAAUGGUUCAGCAACGUUGCUUCGCAACCAAACAGUGUGUUUCUCGAACUCGUCGAGUCGUGGUCACCAGAGUCGAAAGAUGAUGUGUCAAAAGCAUUCUGCGAAGCGGUAAUGGAACAAAUCAAGUCCUCCAAAGACGCUAAUCUCAUCAUGUGUGUGCUUUAUCAUCUCAUUGUCAUUGAUAAGAUGGGGUAUCUAUUCACCGUCCCAAUGGCGUAUGAAGCUCUUGAUGCUUGGGGUACCACACGACCAGAUGGAAAUCCAUUUACGGCCUCCGAAAUCCUGAAAUCUUGCCAAGGAUUUAUCUUUCUGAACGACAAGAACCAGACCAUAGUAAUGCGAUCUCCACUGUUGAUGGAACACCUUCGCACUCAUGUGCUCACAAAUUUUCACCAUCAGGUACAUACGAGAGUUACCAUGAAGUAUCUUUCGAAAGAAGACUUUGCGAACGGGGCCUCUAAGUCUUCUGCGGAAUUAAAAGAGAGAUUCCGGGCUCAUCCAUAUCUUUGGUUUGCAGCCAGAAGCUUGUCGCCCAACCUCACAAUGGGCGAUUGCUUCGAAUCAUACUUCCUGGCCUUGACUACUUCACAAGGAUCCAUCGAGUCUUACCAACAAGCUUCUGAAGCAUGGCCAUAUUUAGAUGACGAAUCCUAUGACGAAUGCGAAAGGUCAUGCGAACGAUGGCGCUGUUACACGACAGGCUAUACUGCGCUUCAUCUUGCAGCAAGUUUAGGAGUCGCCGAUGUGAUGGUACAAAGACUCGUCAGCGAUGGGGCUCAUCUUGAAGCACGAGAUGGGAGUGGUCAAACAGCAUUGCAUGUAGCAGCGGGCAUUGAAGAAGAGUCUGUUACUCUCAAGAAUCUGUUGCUUGCAGGUAGUGAUGUGGCUGUCAAAGAUAGAGAUGGUUUGACGCCUUUGGCCAUUUGUGUAGUACAUGGGAAUUUGGCUUCGGUCAAGUUGCUUAUUGAGUAUGGCGCUGAUGUGAGUACUCUCGAUGAGGAAGAUCUUGCAGAAUGCGCGAGGGAAAAGCCAGAAAUUGCCCAGUUCUUGGUUGAGCUUGGUAUUGAUAUGCCAGAUGUAGAUGAAAGUGACGACGGGAGCGGAGAUGAUUAG
Messenger RNA from Fusarium pseudograminearum CS3096, 1908 nucleotides. RefSeq lists its product as uncharacterized. The transcript has 4 exons. Lineage: Eukaryota; Fungi; Ascomycota; Sordariomycetes; Hypocreales; Nectriaceae. The record is from RefSeq and is a predicted model, not a curated record. Gene Ontology annotation, molecular function: protein binding. Bases 1 to 1908 code for a protein of 635 amino acids.